Messenger RNA from Glycine soja, 330 nucleotides. RefSeq lists its product as uncharacterized. Lineage: Eukaryota; Viridiplantae; Streptophyta; Magnoliopsida; Fabales; Fabaceae. The transcript has a single exon. The record is from RefSeq and is a predicted model, not a curated record. Bases 1 to 330 code for a protein of 109 amino acids.
AUGAGACUGAAUGCCUACGAGUCAUCCAAAAUUUACAACCAAAAGAUGAAGGCAUAUCAUGACAAGAAGCUACAGAGGAAAGAAUUCCAACCAUGGCAGCAGGUAUUACUCUUUAACUCAAGGCUAAGGCUAUUCCCAGGUAAGCUGAAGUCCAAGUGGUUAGGGCCGUUCAUAAUCAAUGAAGUCAGACCUCACGGAGCAGUAGAAUUGGGGGACCCUAGAGAAGAGAACUUUGAGAAGAAAUGGAUCGUCAAUGGACAACGCUUAAAGCUUUAUAACGGAGGACAACUAGAGCGAUUGACGACCAUCAUCUACUUGAAUGACCCUUGA